GACAGGGAGGCACGCGCCCAGAUCGCGCUCCGAGUCGACGAGGGGGCUCGUGCCGGUCUCGGCGCGCGCGUGGGGAGCGGCCCGGGGGCGCCGAGGGAGCCGGCGGCAGCGAGGAUGCCGGCGCGGGGACGCGGCUGCCGGCUGGGGGUGUGAGCGAGAGGCUGAGCGCUGCCCGCUCGGCGCCUCCAUUCCGCGCCGCCCCCUCCCUGCGGGCCUCGGAGGAAGCCCCCAGCGCGGUGCGGAGGCGCCUCGGCUGCCGGGCUGCGGGGCCCCGGCCCAGCGAGAGGGAAAAGAUGCCGUUCCACCAUGUGACCGCCGGCUUGUUGUACAAGGGGAAUUACCUCAACCGAUCGCUCUCUGCUGGCAGUGACAGUGAACAGCUGGCUAAUAUCUCCGUGGAAGAGCUCGACGAAAUCCGAGAGGCCUUUCGGGUUCUGGACCGGGAUGGGAACGGCUUCAUCUCCAAGCAGGAGCUGGGCAUGGCCAUGCGCUCUUUGGGGUACAUGCCAAGCGAGGUGGAGCUGGCCAUCAUCAUGCAGCGCUUGGACAUGGACGGGGAUGGCCAGGUGGAUUUUGAUGAAUUCAUGACCAUCCUUGGCCCCAAACUGGUGUCUUCAGAAGGUCGCGAUGGUUUUCUUGGAAACACGAUAGACAGCAUAUUCUGGCAGUUUGACAUGCAAAGGAUAACUCUGGAAGAGUUGAAGCACAUUCUCUAUCAUGCCUUCCGAGACCACCUAACGAUGAAGGACAUUGAGAACAUCAUCAUCAACGAGGAAGAGAGCCUGAAUGAGACCUCGGGGAACUGCCAAACAGAGUUUGAAGGAGUGCAUUCCCAGAAGCAGAACAGACAGACCUGCGUCCGGAAGAGCCUCAUAUGCGCCUUUGCUAUGGCCUUCAUCAUCAGCGUCAUGCUGAUUGCAGCCAACCAGAUACUCCGGAGCGGCAUGGAGUAGCAGCCUCCCGCCAGCCACACUGUGUUGCAGCUCACCGCGCAUGUGCAUGCCCUGCGGGCAGACUCUUCCUCCACACAGCAGACACGGACCUGUGGACUAUGGAUGGAUGCGGACGAUGGAACCGUUCAGUAAAGAACCCAAGGUUGAGUGCAACUGGGGUUGCACUUCAGCUUCAUCUCCUUGGCAGGGACACUAAAGGGCUGUCUUCAGUGCUUUAAUGGUUUUGUUUUCUAAUGCAAUAAAUAGCCAGGAUUUCCAAA
Molecule: messenger RNA, 1213 nt
Organism: Rhinopithecus roxellana (golden snub-nosed monkey)
Lineage: Eukaryota; Metazoa; Chordata; Mammalia; Primates; Cercopithecidae
Gene: CALN1
Product: calneuron 1
Exons: 6
Coding region: 294-953 (219 amino acids)
Molecular function (GO): calcium ion binding
Source: RefSeq, a predicted model, not a curated record